Penicillium canescens is the source of this 1002-nucleotide messenger RNA. RefSeq names its product porphobilinogen deaminase. Gene Ontology annotation, molecular function: hydroxymethylbilane synthase activity. The record is from RefSeq and is a predicted model, not a curated record. The transcript is spliced from 2 exons. Gene Ontology annotation, cellular component: cytoplasm. The coding region runs from base 1 to 1002 and encodes 333 amino acids. Gene Ontology annotation, biological process: heme biosynthetic process. Lineage: Eukaryota; Fungi; Ascomycota; Eurotiomycetes; Eurotiales; Aspergillaceae.
AUGGUCGAAUCAACCAAGACGACGGACCGACCUCUACGCAUUGGAACUCGUCGAUCCAAUCUCGCCGUCGUCCAGGCCGAGGGCAUCCGCGCCAGUCUGCAAAAAAUAGCGCCCGAUCGGACCUUUGAAAUUGAAACCCUUCACACACUGGGCGAUAAGGACAAGUCCACAGCACUCUACGAAUUCGGAGCAAAGUCCCUCUGGACCAGCGAAUUGGAAGAGAAGCUCAAUUCGGGCGAGAUAGAUGUUGUCGUCCAUUGUCUAAAAGAUAUGCUAACUACACUCCCUGACUCGUGCGACCUCGCACCAAUUCCACUCCGCGAUGAUCCUCGCGAUGCAUUGAUCGUCAAAGCUGGCCUGCCUUAUACGAGCUUGCAGACUCUACCCGAAGGCGCCGUCGUCGGUACUUCAUCCGUGCGACGCUCGGCGCAGCUUCGUCGCCUGUAUCCGCAUCUGCGCUUUGCAAACUUGCGCGGAAAUGUCGAGACGCGUUUGGCCAAGGUGGAUCAUCCCAAAAGCGAGUAUACCUGCAUGGUGAUGUCUGCCGCUGGGCUGGAGCGCAUUGGAUUGAAGCAUCGUAUCAACCAGUACAUGGGUUCCAAGGACGGUGGAAUUCUGCAUGCGGUGGGUCAAGGAGCGCUUGGGCUGGAGAUUCGCAAGGGCGAUAGCGAGAUUUUGGCAUUGGUGAGCAAUUUGGCGGAUCGGUGGUCCACUCUUGCUUGUCUUGCGGAGCGGGCUCUUAUGCGUACUCUUGAGGGAGGUUGUAGUGUUCCGAUCGGUGCUGAGACGGAAUGGGUUGAUCGGGCACAGUCUCUCUUGAGAAUUACGGCGAUUGUGGUUAGUCUUGAUGGAUCUCAGAGUGUGCAGGACUCCAUGGAUGUGAUUGUGCAGACUGAUGAGGAGGCUUCUGCGCUUGGACAGGAAUUGGCGGCGAGGCUUGUGAAAGGAGGUGCGGGUGACAUUCUGAAGUCUAUCAUCACCAGCCGACCUAGCAAGGAUUGA